This is a messenger RNA of Colletotrichum godetiae, 717 nucleotides long. RefSeq lists its product as uncharacterized. NCBI's taxonomy places the organism in Eukaryota, Fungi, Ascomycota, Sordariomycetes, Glomerellales, Glomerellaceae. Bases 1 to 717 code for a protein of 238 amino acids. The transcript has 5 exons. The record is from RefSeq and is a predicted model, not a curated record.
AUGAACGAAUGGAGAGUGGUGGACGGGGAAAAGAAGGUGGAAAGUCCGGGUGCUGGCGGCCGUUCGACGGGUGACGGAAGAGGAGAAGCGCCAGUGCUCAGGAACUUGCGGAUGUGGGAUUCCUCGGGGGGCAGUGAGAGUCCACUGCAAAAGAGUGAGGUGUGCGAGUGUGAGAUGAACGGUGGAUUGCGCAACACGAUCUCUUGGUACGGGGGCGUGGACCAACUGUAUUGGAGCUCGAGAGGUGCUGUGGAUUCCAGAGGCGGGCUGGGCGACGUCUUGGUAGCUCUUGGCUUAGUGCUACUCGGCGACGCGGCAGUGGCAACGCCAAUGUCCAAGUAUCCUCGUGGGGGCUGGGACAAUGCACCCGGUAGCGUCCCUAGCAACCAACCCGGUUUUUGUGUCUGUAUCUCUCGUCCCGAAAGGGGGUUGGGUUGGGUCGGUACAGAGUACUCUUAUCCAGGACCAGGGGAGGAGAAAGAAGCCUGGGAGGAUGUCAGGAUGGGAGAAUGGUUCGGAUUCUGUGUCCCUGUUUCACUAUGCCAAUUAAUUCUGCGACCCGGUCGAUCGCACCCCUCUCUCAUCGACCCCGAGCCCAUGGACGCCAACACGGGCGCUACGCUGAACGCUGCGCUUGCUUUGCUCGCUCGCUCUCGUGAUCCCUCCCAUCCACCCGGGCUGGCUGUCACUGACACCAACGUUCCCAAAAAGGAAUAA